This is a messenger RNA of Durusdinium trenchii, 2413 nucleotides long. The record is from the annotation of a GenBank genome assembly. NCBI's taxonomy places the organism in Eukaryota, Dinophyceae, Suessiales, Symbiodiniaceae.
CCCGUGACGCCCGUUUUUGCCACAUGUUUUCCACCGCAAGUUCACCGCUCCGACCUGCUCCGGCGACCCCGCUCGCCAACCCGGCCAAGCGAAAAAGGCGAAAAAAGGCGACAAAGGGGAGUCUCGUGGAGUCUGGCUGUAUAUUGACCUGGUUUUUGCGGAUUUCUGGUGGAUUUUUCUUUUCUUUUCCCGGCUUCCGGGGUUAAUCCCCCCAGCCACCUGAGGAAGUUGUUUUAGUUUUCUUCCCCAGGCUUCCUGCGAGCCGCCGAAUAGCCCUCCAUCGCUGCGGCUUGGCUCUGACCGACCAAAACAGCCCCGGAGGAGGAGAGCAUCCGCGUGCGUCUGCAGACCUACCACGAUCAGAUCGAUGGCAUCACGCCUUACUUCAAGGAGGUGCUCUACGAGGUGGAUGGCACUGGAAAGCCGAACGAAGUCUUCGAUCUCAUUCAGGAGGACUUGGACAAGCUUUAGGCGCGGGAUGGGACGCCGUGAGAGUCGGCGGACGACUCGCGGGUCCCUCCCCAUGCACCAGCUGCAUUGAGCCUCUUCUGUCAGCUGGGUUGUUGUUUGCUGGGGAUGGAAGAAAGAGACAGCAACACUAUAGGAAAACGGUGUGGCAGAAGUCUCUAGAUUUGGAUCAUUUCAUCCUAUUUCAUCCACCAAUGCGUCCCCCCUUGGACUUCUGUCGAUUGGAGUGACACAAUACGCGCUCAUGUCAACGUGGGGGGGUGCAUGAUUUGUUUUAGGCUUCUUGACCCUGUCACGCCGCGGCCAAGAACUGUGCACAAGGAAAAGCACACAAAACUGUAUAGUUGCUCAAGAUAUCAGAAGCUUAGUCCAGCAGUCACAUGUUGGGGUGAACGAACGUAGGAAGUCGGAACGAAGCUCGCCAAAGGCAGGGAGCCAACUGCAUGUGACUCUUGGAAGCUGAAUGGCGACUCUUGGACUCAGGGUUUGCGGUUGGUUUUGCUGCACGUCCGUGUUGGGAUUCGUCCAAGAAUCCGGUGAUGAAGAUGUGAAGAGCCCCAAGAGCAGCGACCACGGUCGGCACGCAACGUGGGUGGUAUGCGGAAAGAUGUGACCUGGACGCUGGCUUUGACUCAGUAUGUUGACGUGAAGAAAUCGGAGCUGCUGCACUGCUAGUAGAUGCAGCAGCGCUGAAUUCUGUAUGUGUUUGAGACAUCUUUGUGUUGAUAGAGCACAACUGCCCCGCUGAAGGAUGUCAGGAUGUCACCAGUUUGGCUCCGAAGAUUAGCUAAGUUUAUUCGACAUAUAUAGUUCUUCAGUUGUUCCUUUUCACCAUUUCUAACCAAAAGACAGCAGACAGUUCUAGAGGAUAGAAUGGCAGCGCGGAGUUUGUGUGUCUUCAGUUCCUGGUUGAUGGUGGCUGUUGGACACUUAUUGGGAGGAAGCCAUCCCUAGUGUACCUUGGUUGAAAGGAACGAAAAUGGCGUUCACAGCAUCCUUUGCUCUCAAAACUGAAGAAAUGUGGACCUACAGGGUUUAGCUGGAGAAGGAGACGCUGUAGAUGUUUGUUUUUUGUUGAAAUGGUAUGACUAGAUGGCACUUCUCCCCCAAUUCAAGUCAUUUGUGGGACAAAAAGCACCAAAAAGCAAAGUAUUUUUCCACAUAAUUUCACACCAAACAGAGUGAAUGGUGUGGAUUCCUCAUUAAAUUAUGAGCGGCCAAGUAACAGAUGGCAGGCUGUGGGUCAUGACACCAGGAUACCGGUUGACCUACCUGGAGGGUCGUAAGCUACUGGAGUCCGUGGACGGGUUAGGCUCCAGGUGGGUCACGACCCAUCCCCAUCCCAGGUGGGAACAUCACUAUGGUGGGAACAUCCCUAUUUUGCUGUUCAUCAUCAGUUUGCAUUCAUUCGCUUGCGGCUGUGACAGUGGUGAAAGGUGUUGUGAAAAGAAAGGCACUUUUCUUCGCAGGUGCCGAAGGGUCCUCUGCGGGAAUUUUCGGUUUUCCAUGCUGGGCCAGGGCCGAGUCUGGGGAGGAUUUGGAGGAUGGAUUUUUUCAAACUUGCCAUUGGCAGUGCAAUCCAAGCUCCCCCCAAAAAACUAGUUCUCCUCGCCCUCCCUGGCCUUGACCCCAGAGCUGCGCGCGUGCGGCGAGCAGACGCUCCGUGGCGGGAUGGCGCGGUGCGGUGUGCACCGACCGAGAAAAAGACGCUGGGCGCCGCAGUGAAGCCGUGUCCGAGACUUGUGAAGCGACGAAGCGAAGGUCUCGUUGAGGGUGGUUUUUGGGGAUGUUUUGGGUAGUGGAGGUCGGAUGCGUUUUCAGAUGCUUUCAGCCAUCAUGCGUUGAAAAAAAAAAAGCUGACAGAUGCCAAUUGCAUUCCACUGACACAAGUCGUGGUGUUUUCAAUUUGGACGAUUUUGUGUAUUUGCAGAUGGAUUAAACCUCA